Sodiomyces alkalinus F11 is the source of this 1302-nucleotide messenger RNA. RefSeq lists its product as hypothetical. Bases 1 to 1302 code for a protein of 433 amino acids. The record is from RefSeq and is a predicted model, not a curated record. NCBI's taxonomy places the organism in Eukaryota, Fungi, Ascomycota, Sordariomycetes, Glomerellales, Plectosphaerellaceae. The transcript is spliced from 2 exons.
AUGUCGGUAUUUUCGUCCAUCAGGAAGGCGCGAUCGCACGCGAAGGAGCACAAGAAAAUCCAGACAGAGCAAGAGCAGAAGGAGAAGGAGUCUCAUGUUCCAUACAGACACGUCCCUACCCACGCUGCUAGCGAUGCCCUCACCAAUGCCCCGCCCAGCUGGAGGGUCGACGACAGAGGGAAGAUCGUCGAGCAGAAUCGACGAAGAAGCGCCAUGGCCGCCAGCGGCAUGAACAUGAGGAUGCCCGGGCCGCCGCCUCGUAUCGCCAGCAGCCUUUCUCAUGUGUCUUUCCCGGCAGCCAACGCGAAUCCAGUUGGCAAUUUGCCUAGAACUUACAGCUAUACCGGCGUUCCCCCGGCGCCUGGUUGGGGAGACUACGGCUCGGACGCCGUCUACUCGUCCUCGCUGAAAGGGAAAGAUGUGGAGAGGCCGACCAGAUUCGACUUCGGCCGUACCAGCUCUCUGUCGGGCAAAGCACCGACUCGGCCCGCCCACCGCCUGCAUCCCAGAUCACGGAGAACAUCCGACGCCUCUGACCGUGGCGACCCCGCCGCAGCUCGGGCGGCCAUAACGACCGCGCACGACCGGAGACCGCCUCCAUCCAUGAUCACACGGGGUUUCAAUGCGAUGCCAACCGGUGCAACCCGGUCCAUACAAUUACCCGGGACACUUCCCCGCGCCGAGGCGACUUCCAUCUCGUCGGCCGCCACGUCGCCCACAUCGAGCCUGCAGAGCAACGCUCCAAAUCAUCAGCCAACGUUCGCGUCAUUCGACUUUGGUUCCGCCCCGUCUUCGGUCACAUCAUCUGCCCCUACGUCGGCGCCCAUCUCAUCCAGGUCGUCCACGUUCAGCUCAGCCCCCACGACGCCAGCCGCCAUUGUAAUCACCGAGGAACCGAUCUGGGAGUCUCCGCCCCUACCCUCUCCGACUUCCGAUCAGAAAGAAAAUAUCUCCCAGAAGCAGCAGGAGCAAGAGCAGCAGUCACCUUUGUCGGCGAAACAGAAGGACCAUCGGGCCCCCAAGGUCAAGGUCACCCGGUUUACGGAGCUUGAGACAAUCGACUCCAACAUGGAGCACACCCCACACGUGGGCUCGUCACUGGACGUGACAGCUAGCCCUGCUUCGACGGUCCUUAGCGAAUCUGCCCCAGCCAAGCAUGAAACCCUCAAGGUGGCGUCGUCAGAGCCAUUGCCAACGAAGGUUGCAAAGCGACUGUCAAAGCAUAAACCCGGCGGGGGGAAGCUUCAAAAGAAGACGCGCCAACCCCUGAUGGGUUCAGCCGUUGCCGUGUCACGAAGAUGA